Messenger RNA from Caenorhabditis angaria, 3316 nucleotides. The record is from the annotation of a GenBank genome assembly. NCBI's taxonomy places the organism in Eukaryota, Metazoa, Nematoda, Chromadorea, Rhabditida, Rhabditidae.
AUGGGAGCAUUGAGGUGAGCUAUUUUGAAAAAAAAAAUGAAAAUUUGAAUUUUCUACAAAAACACACUGUUAUCAUUAGAGCGCAAUUGCUAUUUUUCCCAACAAAAAUUGUGAUUUCUCAAGGUUUCUAGGCAAAUUUUGGAGCUUUGAGCUAUGACGUGGCAAUUUUCAUCGAAAUUUUUGUAUCCGAAAGCUUUCGUGGAAUUUUUGAUGAGAUCAGCUGUGAGCCGAUUAUUUUUGGGUUUUCCAGAUUUCCAAGCACAUUUUUAAUUAAAAAUUUGCAUUUUUUAAAAAAUAUGUCUAGACAUUUUCAAAAUGUAUAGCCUUCUCCUAAAAAAAUUGAUCAAAAAUUGUGGCUCCAGAAAGAAAAUGUGCAAUUUUUGCUCCAGCGGAAAUCUGGAAAUGUGAUGGAUUUCCGGGGCCAAAAAGAGAGUUCUUGAAAAUUUUUUGGAGCCAAAUGUCUUAGGAGCUAUGACGUGGAAGAAACUUUUCUAGAAAAAAAAUUAAAAAAAAAUAAUUAUAGGUUUUUUCUAGAAUUCUGAAAAAUUAUGGCCACGUGGCAAUUUGAAAUUUAGAUUUUUCAACAAAAAAACCUAUGACGUGGCAUUUUGAAUUUCAAAUUAUCAAAUUUUCCGAUUGGCUGAAAAUUGAGGGAAAUUUGUAAGCUCAAAAGAGCAGCGAGCUAUGACGUGGCAAAAUUUUCCCAAUUUUGUUUCAAAUUUUGCUCAUUUUUUUCUCCCAUAAAAUGAAACCGGAUCCCCAAAAGUGAUUUUUGUCUGGCUGAAAUUCGAGGCCGAAAAGUCCCCGCGCGUUGUUUGUUAUUCGCAUUUAGAAUAUCCAGAGCUCUUUUUGCUGCUCACACACACACACACCGUGUUUUUUGUGUAUCAUAUUUUCGAGCUCUUUUUCGGAGCCAAAACUGGCCAGAAAAUUUGAUUAAAUUUCUCUGUUUUCCUUGUUUUUCUCUCGAAAAUUUUAUGCGAACUUUUUAUUCAGCCAGAAAAAGGAAAGGCAGAUGUUUUCAUGGAAACGAGCAAAAUUAGGAUUCAUGAAAAAAGUGCUCAUUGAAAAUUUAGUGCUUUUUUUGGAAAGUAAUUUCAAUCGGGUUAUUUUGGGACAAGUUUUUUGUGCAACAAACUAGUUGUCAAGUAGCUGAGCCUAGAAAACUUAGUUGUCAAAUAGCUGAGCCAGAAGAACCUUAUCUUCUAGGACCCAAGCCUUGAAAUUCAUUCUGACAAGCAGCCGCUCCUUGAGGCCCUCUUUGACUAGGAGCCGCGCCUAGAGGGCCUCAUUGACUAGGAAUCACGCCUAGAGAAUCUAGUUUUGAAGUAGCUGAGCCUAGAGAUGCUUAUCCUCUAGGGCCAAAGUCUUGAGAUUCCUUCUGACAAGCAGCCGAGCCUGGAAAAUAUUGUUGUCAAGUGUGAAGCGAUUUCCAAGCACUAAAUUUUCCCAUUUCCAAUUUCUAGUGUGUAAAAUUCCAAAAAGUGCUAAACGCAAUUAGCCGACACAAAAAAAGCGAAGGAAAACAGAAGUGCUUUUUUUCUGCCGACAACAAUUGAAAAGCCGGAACUAUUUACAAAUUUCUAAGAAUUAUAACAAUUUCAAUUCAAAAAAAAAGUUCACAUUGACCUCUUGCUCCAAUUAUCGCUUUGAAUUAUUUAUUUUCCGCCUUGCUUUUUUGUUGCGAAAAAAAGGAAAAAGAAGGAAAACUUUCUGGAGCAGAAAAAAAAGGAAAAAGGAAAGUGUGUACGAAUUUUCAAUUGAGCCAAUUUUGUACUUGUUGUGUUUUUUGGACCACUAUAUGGGGGAUAAUGAAGAGGGGAAAGGUGUUUUUUGAAAGAGAAUUUGGGAUUAGCUUUCAAGGAGCUAUGUCUAGAAACAGUAGAUCUAUAGGGUCGACCGCUUGCGACACAAGAUCUCAAGGCGUGGCCCCUUGUCAAAUUGAAUCUCAAGACACGAGCCCUAGACAACUACGUUCUCUAGUCUUAGCUACUUGACAAAUAGAAUUUCAACUGGUCUCGUCUGCCACGUCAUAACUAAAGAAAAAAAAUCAUAUUUCUCCAAUUUUAGACAUUUCUUUUACUACCAACGAAAAAUCCCGGAAAUGAAAAUAAUUGGAAAAUUAAUUGAAAUCGAGCACUGCUUCGCUUAUUUUUUAGAUGCGAUUUUUUUGCAGCCAAAAUCUAGCAUUUUCAGACACUUGAACAAUAGAGCUUGAAGAACCCUCGAAAAUAAAACAAGAAAUUUAUCCAAGCUUGGAGGAAUCUGGAUCUGAAUAGAUCUAGAUCUAGGUCUAAAUAGCUCACAUUUAGUAGAUCUAUGAAAUCUAAUUAGCUUCAUCGGAAUCCACUUAGAAGUCUAGAAAUCUGAGCUCGGGAAAUCGAAGGCAGACGUUCAGAAAUAGAUUUUAUAGUUAUGGAAAAUCUUAAAAUUACUGAUUUCUGAACUCAGAGCUCUAAAAAUUCCAGAACAAUCAGAAGUUCACGAGAAAACUUCAAGAGAAUUUCAUCGAAACUUCUACUGAUCUGAAUGAUUCUGUGAACAUCUAGAAGAACUGAAAACUUUGUGGAAAUCCUCCUCAAGAUUCUGAUAAUUCCUAGAUCUUUAGUCAAGUUCCAGAAGUCUGCAUUCAGAAUCGGAAGUUCUAGGUUCAGAGAUCAGUUAGCUCAAUCCUAGUCAUCUCUGAACUUCCACCUCAACCUUGGCAUCCUCCCACUUUUCAGACAUACGUUUUUGUCAAAAACCCAUUGAUCUGUAAAAUUUGCGGAAAUGUCUCUCAUGACGCGUCAAAAUUUCAGCUCACACCCAAAACUUUUCCGGUUCAAUUUAAUUUCGACCACAAUUUUUUUUUUGCCCGGGGCUCUUUGAGCUUUUGGAAAAUUGAGGGGACGAAAAUCAUAUGCUUUUUCGUUUUCCACUCACUUGAAAAUCAACAUCCACUUGUUGGAAGAACAAUGCGCAAAAAAAGCGGAACAAUACGGCGAAUUAAGGCAUGCUUGAUUAGCGAGAGAGAGAGAGAGACGCAGAGAAAAAAACAUGUGUUUUUUGCAGAAACAUUGGUCAUCAUAUUGCGAUAUCAGUUCGAAGGUUGCUCAAAUCGCCACGUGGAUUUUCUUCCAAAAUUCGAUUUGAUCAAGGUUUCGGAAGAGACAAUCAGGAUUUGAGGUAAGUGUGGAAGAAUAAUGACGUUUGGUUUUCUAGGCCAUUAUUUUCCAGCACACCCGAUUCAUCGCGAAGUGUCUCAUUCACCGAAGCCAUCACCUGGCCAUUCAUCGAUGAAGAUGUGGACGAGGAAACUGGCCUAGUUUUAGGCUAG